GUUACAUGGAGAAUCCUUGAAUAAUUUUAUAUCUACUCCAAUCGUUCACAGAAAUUUAAUAAUAAUCCUAUUCUUUGGCCCAUGUAUAAGCUACCAAGUUGGGCAAAUUAUGUUUAACUUUCUAGGUGAACUUUUUACAGUUGAUGGCUUGCGUCUGAUACGGGGACCUCAGAUAUCAAAUUCUUCGGCGUACAAUGUUAUAGCAAUUCACGGGAUUGGAGAUAUUGAAGCCCAAGGCUUGAGCUGGACUUGCGAGCGGGACAAAGAUCAGGCAUCAUGGCUGACGUCGUUCCUCCCAGACCACAUACAUUGCUAUAGUGUGAUGGCGUUUAAUUACCACUGUGAACGCUUUGAUGAGGGUAUUUCGAUUGCCGACCUUAGAAAGUUGGCAAAUAUGCUGCUUGAUCAGUUAUUGAGCCUGUUGCCCAAGGAAAAUGCUGGACCUAUCGUAUUCAUUGCUCAAGAUAUCGGUGGCUUAAUAGUGAAGGAGGUUCUUUCCAUUGCGAUGAGAUGUAGCAAGUAUCAUCUCGUUGCUGGGAAUACUUCACUUCUAGUAUUCUUCAAUACGCCGCAUCGAGUCUCAAAUUCGAGGUCUUGGGAAAGUAUAGCUAAUUGGCUUUUAAUCAUAUCCGGAAGAGACAGAUCUUACAACACUUCAUGGAUCAUAAAAACUUCAGACACGCUGAAGAGAAUAAAUGAAGCCUUCGAUACAUAUAAAUAUGUGUAUCUGGCCAUCAACAUAUAUUAUCAACAGGCGAGCACCUGUUCGGAACCAGUAACCGAUCCCCCAAUGUGGCAGGCCCUAGAUCCAUACUCAUCCACCAUGAAUACCCCCAAGGAACUAAGAAUUGGCCGCGAUGCGCCCCAUAGUGAACUUCCCAAGUUCUCCAAGGACGAUGAUGAAACCUUUAAGUUGAUUUAUGAGAGGUUACGCCAAUCCAAAGGCCCAGGUAUUACGUUCGUAAGCUAUGGCUACAGCGCCCUGGUGGCACUUUACAUAUCCAUGGAUAUCCCGGAAUUGUCACCCCUGAUUUGUUCUUAGAACGUGAAGCGUUAAAGAAUGCUAGCAUUGUGUCUUUCAGAUGCACGUUAGAAGAUGACCGGUUAGACUCGACUCGACUGCUGGCUUCACUUUGCCACCAGAUUCUAUGCCAACGGCCUCAUCUCUUCAAGCA
Daldinia decipiens is the source of this 1175-nucleotide messenger RNA. RefSeq lists its product as uncharacterized. Bases 110 to 1042 code for a protein of 310 amino acids. The transcript has 7 exons. NCBI's taxonomy places the organism in Eukaryota, Fungi, Ascomycota, Sordariomycetes, Xylariales, Hypoxylaceae. The record is from RefSeq and is a predicted model, not a curated record.